Ostrinia furnacalis (Asian corn borer) is the source of this 939-nucleotide messenger RNA. RefSeq names its product glypican dally-like (gene dlp). Gene Ontology annotation, cellular component: cell surface; synapse; extracellular region. Gene Ontology annotation, biological process: regulation of protein localization to membrane; cell migration; regulation of signal transduction. The transcript has 5 exons. The record is from RefSeq and is a predicted model, not a curated record. The annotation marks the transcript as partial. Lineage: Eukaryota; Metazoa; Arthropoda; Insecta; Lepidoptera; Crambidae.
GCCCGCGGCGAGCGCAGUCGGGCUGCGACCGCCAUGGAACGCAGUUGAUCGCGCGUCAGUGCGUAUGGCGUUAAUACCACCGCAUUUAUUUCAUUCAAAAAUAUUUUGUUCACAUCAUCAUUUAUGAAUUAACAUUGAACAAGUGUUGUAUUUUCUUUUGUAAAACUUUAUGCGAACAUGGCUGUGAGAGAGUGUUGUUGUGGUGAACUGUCGCUUAACAAAAAAUCGAUUUUGGGAUUCAGAAUGAGGAGCCAAAUAUUGUAUUUACUGUUGGUCGCUUGUUUUGUACACGCGACCGCGGCGGAGCCGGAGCCUACAUGUGUGAGGGCGAAGAAUAUAUUUGAGAAGAGCAAGAUGUUAGCAGCCGUCAACAUUCAGGAGCAGCCGAACUCAGACGCAGACGGACUAUGCCUCAGCAAAGGAUGCUGCGGCGCUGGCGCACACUCGAGGCUUACGCAGCUUGCGCGUACGCAGAUAGAGGGCGCUUUGCAAAGCGAGCUGGGCAAGCUGGCUGACGUGCUGGCGAACCGCGCGAAAAGGGUUAACGAAUUCUUCAAAAAGCUGCUACACAUGUCUCGCGAGGAGUUUCACAACAUGUUCAAACGCACGUAUGGAAUGAUCUAUGAACAGCACUCUUACGUCUUUGAGCAGCUCUUCGAAGAACUAGAAAGGUACUACACUCAUGGAGACAAGGAAUUCGACACCAUGAUGGACAAGUUCUUCGGGAUCCUCUACCAGAAAAUGUUUGCGGUGCUCAACUCACAGUACAGCUUCGACGAAAAGUACCUCUCGUGCGUGAAUGAGCACAUGCGCGAGAUCCGUCCCUUCGAGGACGUGCCGCAGAAGCUUUCGGUGCAGCUUCGGAGAGCUUUCGUCGCCACUAGAACCUUCCACAAAGCGCUGCAAGCGGGCGCUGAAGUCGUGCGGAAUGUUAUGCAG